Messenger RNA from Panicum virgatum (switchgrass), 688 nucleotides. Its product is annotated as glucan endo-1,3-beta-glucosidase GII-like. Gene Ontology annotation, cellular component: plasma membrane. Bases 77 to 688 code for a protein of 203 amino acids. The transcript is spliced from 2 exons. Lineage: Eukaryota; Viridiplantae; Streptophyta; Magnoliopsida; Poales; Poaceae. Gene Ontology annotation, molecular function: hydrolase activity, hydrolyzing O-glycosyl compounds. The record is from RefSeq and is a predicted model, not a curated record. Gene Ontology annotation, biological process: carbohydrate metabolic process.
ACUCGGACGGGUCACGGGUAUAAAUCUCUGCAGGAUCACGUCGUGAUGAGCACUGCAGACGCCGGCGUCGAAGAAGAUGGCUGCUAGAGGCGUCGCUCCCGUGUUCGCAGCAGCAAUGUUCGUUGCCGCAUUUGCCGCUGCCGCUACAAGUGUGCGAGCCAUCGGCGUGUGCUACGGCGUGAUCGGCAGCGGUCUCCCUUCCAAGAGCGACGUGGUGCAGCUCUACAAGUCCAACGGCAUCGCUAGCAUGCGCUUCUACUUCGCCGACCAGGACCUCCUCACCGCGCUGCGCGGCUCGGGCAUCGCCCUGGCCCUCGACGUCGGCAACGACAAGGUCGGCGAGUUCGCCUCCGACCCCGCCGCCGCCGCGUCGUGGGUCCGGGACAACGUGCAGGCCUACAACCAGGACGUGGACAUCAGGUACGUCGUGGUUGGGAACGAGGUCCCCGGCGCGGCGUCGGUGCUCCAGGCCAUGCAGAACGUGCACCAGCUUGAUGACGGUGAAUUUCGCAGGCGAAGCGGAGCGGCCUGGCGGCGGAGCAAAAGGGAAUGGCGCCGGGGAGUUUUAAGGGCGAGGGCGACUUGUCCGGAUUUUGACAGCUCCUACUUGUGCUCGCCACCGAAGCAGCUGCACGCGGCCACCGACGGCAAGCAGCUGCGGCGACACUGUCAACCGACUGAAGUUUGA